Messenger RNA from Procambarus clarkii (red swamp crayfish), 945 nucleotides. The record is from RefSeq and is a predicted model, not a curated record. NCBI's taxonomy places the organism in Eukaryota, Metazoa, Arthropoda, Malacostraca, Decapoda, Cambaridae.
AUGGAGAUAGAGGUUGAUACAACAGAUUGUAUUGUGGGAGAUCAGGUUGAUACAACAGCUUGUAUUACUGGAGAUCAGGUUGAUACAACAGGUUGUAUUACGGGAGAUCAGGUUGAUACAACACCUUGUAUUACGGGAGAUCAGGUUGAUACAACACCUUGUAUUACGGGAGAUCAGGUUGAUACAACACCUUGUAUUACGGGAGAUCAGGUUGAUACAAGAGGUUGUAUUACGGGAGAUCAGGUUGAUACAACAGGUUGUAUUACGGGAGAUCAGGUUGAUACAACACCUUGUAUUACGGGAGAUCAAGUUGAUACAACACCUUGUAUUACGGGAGAUCAGGUUGAUACAACACCUUGUAUUACGGGAGAUCAGGUUGAUACAACACCUUGUAUUACGGGAGAUCAGGUUGAUACAACACCUUGUAUUACGGGAGAUCAGGUUGAUACAACACCUUGUAUUACGGGAGAUCAGGUUGAUACAACACCUUGUAUUACGGGAGAUCAGGGUGAUACAACACCUUGUAUUACGGGAGAUCAGGUUGAUACAAGAGGUUGUAUUACGGGAGAUCAGGUUGAUACAACACCUUGUAUUACGGGAGAUCAGGUUGAUACAACACCUUGUAUUACGGGAGAUCAGGUUUAUACAACACCUUGUAUUACGGGAGAUCAGGUUUAUACAACACCUUGUAUUACGGGAGAUCAGGUUGAUACAACACCUUGUAUUACGGGAGAUCAGGUUGAUACAACACCUUGUAUUACGGGAGAUCAGGUUGAUACAACACCUUGUAUUACGGGAGAUCAGGUUGAUACAACACCUUGUAUUACGGGAGAUCAGGUUGAUACAACACCUUGUAUUACGGGAGAUCAGGUUGAUACAACACCUUGUAUUACGGGAGAUCAGGUUGAUACAACACCUUGUAUUACGGGAGAUCAGGUUAACUGA